GGCACAUUUGAAGUAAUACUUCUUCGAAAAGCUGAAUUGGCUUAUUUGGCUAUUUGGUUUGGCAUUAAUGCUGAAGGAAACUCAACUAGUAAAAGAAAGGCUUACCAUGUUUUUGUCUGGGCUUUUGAGUUUUUCCUUACUGUUGCUCAUUCCUUCUUGUAUCUUUUGGUUCAGGACAUUGCAUUAGCAUCUGUUUCAAUGAGGCCAAUCCCUUUUGCACCAGUUUUGGAGAAGCUUUGUCUUUCAGAUGUGAAAUAUGGAACAGUUAGACGGUUUUAUAUAGAAACUGCAGAGGAUAAUGCCAUUCCUAUUACACUACAGGAAAGCAUGAUAAACUCAAGCCCCCCGGAAAAGGUUUUCCAUUUAAAAGGUGCUGAUCACUCACCUUUUUUCUCCAAGCCUCAAGCCCUUCACAAGAUAUUGGUAGAGAUUUCUAAGAUGCCUUCAACUUGA
This is a messenger RNA of Hevea brasiliensis (rubber tree), 453 nucleotides long. Its product is annotated as putative methylesterase 11, chloroplastic. The annotation marks the transcript as partial. Gene Ontology annotation, molecular function: methyl indole-3-acetate esterase activity; methyl jasmonate esterase activity. The transcript has a single exon. NCBI's taxonomy places the organism in Eukaryota, Viridiplantae, Streptophyta, Magnoliopsida, Malpighiales, Euphorbiaceae. The record is from RefSeq and is a predicted model, not a curated record.